Molecule: messenger RNA, 3510 nt
Organism: Aspergillus versicolor CBS 583.65
Lineage: Eukaryota; Fungi; Ascomycota; Eurotiomycetes; Eurotiales; Aspergillaceae
Exons: 1
Coding region: 1-3126 (1041 amino acids)
Source: RefSeq, a predicted model, not a curated record
AUGAUGUACGGCAAGCGAAACAGGUACAACAAGGUGCCAGCAAAAAGCAAUCUGCCCACAAGGCCUCUAAAGAAGUCUGUUCUUCUGAGUUAUCCUACAUGCAUACAACUAACUGCUGUCGUCAGGCAUCUGCCCCCCAGCAUCGUCACUAGUCCAUUCUUCCCCAACAUCUUUGCACCCUUGCUCGAACUGGAUCCUCACCCCGUCAGAUUCCCCAAUGGUCCGGAUCAGCUAUGGGCCAGGAUGUCGAAGCUCACCAAGACUCACUAUCCUGAACCCGACGAUGCAGUCCUCGCAGCCCGAGAGUCCCAGAACAUAAGAAGCACAACCCUCGAGGUCUUAAACGCCGGAAUCAGCCGGUGCUUCGAGAAAGGUCCCAACCAGGUCUUCCUCGUAUUCAACGCCUUGUUCGACGCCGCCGUGAAGGGGGAAACGGACAUCAACGGGGAUCCCUGGGUGCCACCAGAUGAGGUCAAGAUCGAUCUGAGUAGAUGGCUUAAUACCUUCUCGCCCACCCACGUCCUCGAUGCCGCCAGGGUAUACACAGACCUCAUCAUCCUGAUCGCCUGCAAAGGUAAUUCCCAGUCCUUAAUAGACGCCACUAGAUUCCUCGCCCCAACCCCUGGGAUCUUCCUCACAAUGAACGAUAUAAAACACCAGCCCUCUGCCAACCUCAGUGCCCUCUUCAACCAAGCCAAAAAGGCCGCAAUCGACGGUAAAAUUGGCAAGACAACCAUACUGCCCGUGCACCUCGUCGAUGUCGAGCUCGUCCAGAUUGCAAAGAUGAGACUCCGAACAGAGGACUACCCAACCUUCGAGCACUGCUUCGUCAUUGGCGUUGCCCGUGAAGGGUGGCGUCUCUAUCAGGCCUGGGGGAACCCCUACAAACGACGCGGAUUCAGAUUAGACGAGUGGAUAAUGGCAGACGGGAACCGGGUCCGGUCUUGGGAGGAAGGCAAGAAAUGGAUGCGUUUGUUCGACCGGUUUGUCUCUAAGAAAGGGCUCUGGACUGAGGAGCUUAACGAGAUCUACAGAGACCUCUUCAUUCCAUCCAUGAAGAAUGUUGAAAAGAGAAGAGAGCUCUCUGGCUUGGAAAUCCUCCGCUUCUGGCCCCAUGUGCGGGUUUUGGGACCUAUGGAUGUUGCUAUUGAAGAUAUCCAGAAGUUCAAUAUUGUCGAUCAGGCCGACGCGCAGCCCUCGUCCACUUCCAAGACUCCAAUACCAACUGAAAUGACCGAAACGAAAACAGCGGGUUCCUUGUCAAUGACCGGCGAGCAAGCUGAGGAGUGGUACAAAUCUACAUGCGGACCCGUUGAGACGACAGCAUCUGGGCCCAUGGUUUCGCAAGACCCGUCCAUCUAUGCUUCACUUACAACAGCGUCGACCACUGAAUCUGCAAGGUCUACUAACCCUUCUGCUGAAAAGGCUAAGGAUAAACCAACCCGUGGGUUCUUUGGGCCCACGGGGCUUCCUGUGUGCCCGUGCUGCGUGAAACCUAUGAAGGGGCCAUCUACUAGACCUGCCACCCAGCCUUCCGCCAAAACUGUUGCGAAGGCCAGUGCGAAGGCCGCCGGUAAAUCCACGGUUAACGAUAUAUCUUCUGUCGAGGCCGAACCUGUUUAUGAUGAUGCUGAUGGCGAUGCUGAUGCUGAUGCUGAUACUGACUCGGAAACGACAAUCGUUAUCGACCACGAGUUCUAUAUCAAAACAAGGAUUCCUGUUGAGGCUGAGGCCCUUGACAAUGGCGAAGGGCCAUGCUUAGUUGAAACUGCACAUGAAUCUCUCAGCACUGCUCUUGAGAAUGUUGAUGCUGAGAUCGACUCUGCGCUUAGGGUUGCCAAAGCCAAGCUCAACAGUAUUCCGGACUAUGGCUUUUGCGUCGAUAGUGGUACAGCUGAGCGUGAUGUUAAAGCCCUAAAUGAAGAGACUUCGGGACUGGAUGUUAAACCUGAAGCUGUCGGCAAUGCUAAAGCCUCAUCUAAACCCGAACUUGAUUCCCCAGGCAACGCUUCUCCCAUAUUCAAUGCUGAGGUCGAGCCGGUGUUGAAUCUGGCCAGAACGAAGCUUGAUGGGCUCCGAGACCACGGCUCGCGCUUUGGAUUUCGGGGUCUUCCUCGCUUUCGUGUCACAGACUGCCCUAAGUCUUCGCAGCCUGAUGCCGGGGUAGACUUGCAAGUUGGCGUUGAGUCUAAGGAUGAAGUUACUACUGAUACUCCAGCCAGUGACGAAGCUCUUGGUCGAGCUGAGGUUGAACCUUCUACUACAGCUACUUCCAAUGCCGAGAUCAGAGUUGAAGCUGAAGCCAACUCUGAUAUCGACAUCGGCGUCAGUAUUGAGGGAGCUGGUGUCGACAAGGAAACAACUGUCAACCCUACUCCUGGGCCUGGGCUGUAUACUGAAACAGAGACUCGGGUUCUCGCUAAGGCAGAACAUCCUGUCAAAUCUACUCCCAAAGUCUACUCUGAUGUCGAAGUAGACACAGCGGGGGAUGCUGAAGCUUCUACCAACAAGACUCCUGCUCAAAUCGGGACCGAGCCUCCUACUACAGUCUCCUCUGGAUUCACUGCUGAAGAGGCUGGCGUGACAGUGAAUGCUCAACCUGAGCUGCCUAUCGCCGAGAAUUCCUCCGAGCUCAAACUUGGCGUCGCUGACGGUGCAGAUGAGGUCAAGCCUCAUGCUUCCGUCAAGACUCCUGCCCAUCCCACAGCCAAACCUCCUAUCCCAGCUUCUUCUAAAGCCAAAUUCAGAGGCGGAUCCAGAGGGAAAUCCGCAGUCAAGACACCAAACAGGGUUAUCCCCAAAAACAAAAAUGCUGUCAAACCGCCGCCCAAAGUCAACAUCCCUCGGAAGCUCACGCCCAUCCCGGAACAGGACGAAAACCACGAGUCUACCUCGGAGGAUGAAUCAGAUGGGGGUGUAUCUCUCAACGUGCACGACGGUUCGGAAAGUCGAUUCCAGGAGCUGAACUUGGGCGUUGCAAGAUGGGAAACAACCAGCACCAGUCAGGCUGGGGGAGCGAGAGUGAACCAGGGACGCGACUAUCUUCAGGCAUUUAAUCUGGCGGGCCCGGGUUGGAAUGCAGAAUUGGAUAGAUUUAGAAUGGGAUUGAAGACUUGUAACUGGUAGAUUUCACUGCAGGGUGAGUGAGAUGUUUUUUGUUUUUUCGAAUAUUGGGGGAUGUGAUCGAUGAUAGAUAAGUUGUAUCAGAUAGUAGAAGUUUUUAACAGUUCAUUGGAGUAGAGUAAAUCAAAUAAGGUAUCUCUGAAAUCUGUAUCAUAUAACACCAACUCUCAGUCCCAAUGCCUCUCCGCUUCAAUAUACAAAAUGAUUGAUCCUACAACCCGAUCUCACCAUCUAAAGGCCACUCGGUUAGCCAAAAUUCAUACGAAAUCGCAGGUAAGGGUAAGGAAAGGUACACUUACGAAAAACUCUCCGAAUGCAAAUAAAGCUCUCCCCCAGAACCACCCCGUAAAAUCCUCUCUUGCUCACGCGCAGCCGCAUUCCUCACAU